AUGAUUACAUUAGCUGAAAACAAUCCAAACAAGGACAAAAACGAACCAGCACCUUCGCCUUCAGGAUUUAAAAACGUCCCUGCCUGCGAGACACCCGUUCAACUAAAGAUUUAUGGCAAAAUACCCUCUUGGGUCAAUGGUAUCUUUUAUAGAACAGGCGCUGGCCGUUAUAACAUAUUGAUGAAUAAUGGUGAUACGUUUCAUAUUGAGCAUCCAUUCGAUGGCCUUGCUAUGCUCCAUCGCUUUGAAAUAUCUGGAGAAACCCAAGAGAUAUAUUACAACUCACGUCAUACAUCCCAUGGUACGGAGAGGAGGUACAAGGAACAAGACAAGACUUUAUUGACAUUUGGCCCUGAUCCAUGUAAAACCAUCUUUGGUCGAAUUCAGUCCGUUUUUCAUCAUAUAGUCAAGCAUAGCAUCAAUGUUGCUCUUUUGGAGAAAGAUCCAGAGUUUGAAAUGGUUAAUGUUACUAUUACACCCAACUUUCCUUUGGGCGAGAGGCUAGAGAAGGAGACAGGUAUUAAACGAGGCGACGCAUUGGUGGUUAAACGAGACGCGAAUACGCUACAGGUUGUUGAUAAGGAUACACUAAAGCCGAUAAAGGCGUUUACUUAUGGUCAUGUCAGUGAACAGCUCCAAGGACAGCUCUGUUCUUCACAUCAUCAAUAUGACGAAGAAACUGACGAGUAUAUCAAUUUCACAGUCAAGCUCGGUCCUGCUCCAUCAUUUCAAACGUUUUCAAUCAGUCCUUAUUUACCAACGGCUCCUAGGGGAAAAGAAAAGGCAUCUGAGCAACAAGUUAGAGUUCAUCAACCUAUUUGGCGUCACUUGGGUGCCUGGAAGACUAUCGAAAUCUUGAAGCCAUCGUACAUUCACUCCUUUAGCCUCACCAAGAAUUACAUCAUUAUACCCAAUUUUCCUUAUUACUACUCUUAUGGUGGACUAGCUGCUCUUUAUUACUCAAAUGCUUAUCAGACAUUCUAUUGGGAUGAAACUCGUCAUACUCUCUUCCAUGUCAUUGAUCGUCACACAGGUCAUCAUGUUGCUACUUAUGAAGCUGAGCCUUGCUUUUCUUUUCAUGUGGCCAAUGCUUGGGACGAAGAUAUUGAACUGCCAGGUGGUCAUAAAGAAAGAGUCAUCUUUAUGGACUAUUGCAUGUAUGAAAACACGGAUAUUAUCGAUGCCAGCUUUGAACUUGGAAAGUCGCCUUCUGGCAGGAUCAAUCUUGAUAAAGUUCAACCAGCCCGAUUCGUUAAAGCGACAGCAAACAAGACAGAACACAAGAUUGCACCUUCACAGUUCCGUCGCUACCGACUUGGACAAGUGCCUGUUUCCAAACCUGAUACAGAAAAGUGGUCUUCUUCCUGGUCCGAUCUUACACCACUUUCAUUAACAGCAUACAAUAAACGUCGUGUGGCCUCUUAUACAGUCAUUGGCUACGACAUCGAAUUACCUCGUUUCAAUUCACUGUACAACUUGAAGAAGUAUCGCUACUGCUAUGGCGUUUGUGAAUCGCGUCAUGCGCCUUCUUAUGCUUCUGGUGCUGUAGUCAAUGGUUUAAUCAAGCUCGAUCUCGAUCAACCAUAUUUGGGUUCUAAUACCGAUCUAGACAGUCCAUCAAAAAUAUGGGACGAACCCGGUUGCUCUUGCUCUGAACCUGUCUUUAUACCCAACCCAGAUGGCACCAAGGAAGACGACGGUGCUAUUUUGUCCAUUGUGAAUUCAAGUACUAAAGAUGGAUCAGAAUCAUGCUUUUUAUUGAUACUGGAUGCAGCAACUAUGAAAGAGGUGGCUCGAAGCACAAUAGGUGCAUUUAACGCUGUAACAUUACAUGGUAGUUUUACCGAUAGAUUUGGCAGAGGUAUUGCUGUCAAUUAA
This is a messenger RNA of Rhizopus microsporus ATCC 52813, 1878 nucleotides long. Its product is annotated as putative carotene-dioxygenase. Lineage: Eukaryota; Fungi; Mucoromycota; Mucoromycetes; Mucorales; Rhizopodaceae. Gene Ontology annotation, biological process: carotene catabolic process. The record is from RefSeq and is a predicted model, not a curated record. The transcript has 3 exons. Bases 1 to 1878 code for a protein of 625 amino acids. Gene Ontology annotation, molecular function: carotenoid dioxygenase activity.